UUCAUAGUAAGUGAAUGGAACUGCAUUCACACUAGAUAGACCAUGCAUUUUUCACGCACAGGAAGUGUUUGGGGGGAAUGUUAAUGCUGAACAGCUGCAGUGCUUCAUCCUUGAGUGCAACUGGAAAGGCAAAGCUUGGUCAACAAAUCUGUGAACAGAUGCAUGGCCAAUGUCUUACAACACAGGGGAAAUAUUGUGCAAGUGCACAACAUGAGGUAGCAAGGCUAAGGUCUGGUAAAAUAACCCUGCACACAAUUAGACAAAGUGAACACUUUUAUUGACUGGGGUCCCCCAACCCACCAAAAGUGUUUUUGUGUCUUCUGGAAACGUUGAUAGAACAGACAUACCAGAGCCUAUUAGUACUGUCCUGUCGUAGUCAGGGGGAGUGUACCAAUGAACCGAAAAAGGAUCACUUUGGGUUGGGUUGGACUGACAUGUAGCCUACGUUGAAAGUGUCGCUCUUCUUCGUUCAACUUCAACUUCUUCACUUUCUCCGACUUCUCCAACACUUCUCACCCCUUGCUCUUGUGUAUCGUCGUGGGCUUUGGUGAAACACACUACUAGUGUACGAACCAAGGUGAUUUCAGAGCAAGAGGUUCUCAAUGGGAAGUUUCUGUUGAAUCGACGUCGGAAAUAUUGGAUUACGGUAAAUCGUUAUUUUGUGUAUGUUGUUAACUCAGAUCUUCGCCAGGAUUUCAGCGUAAAGCCACAAAAUGUUUAACGCGUCCAGUGGACACCCACCACAAACACUUGUUAUGAAAGAUGUUCCCACGGGAUGUGAAUCAGUUAGGUUCGUUAUUAAUGUUGGAGGCGUGCGACAUGAAACUUACAAGAGCACCCUCAAAUCCCUCCCGGGCACACGCCUUGCCAACCUAGCCUCCGACUCCAGUGGUGACUCUGUUCACGAGUUUUUCUUUGAUCGGAACUCGGGAGCCUUCGCCCACAUCUUAAACUACUACCGCACUGGGAAGCUGCACUGCCCGGCAGAUGUGUGCGGUCCUUUGUUCGAAGAGGAGCUUGUCUUCUGGGGAAUCAGUGAAACCGAAGUGGAGCCUUGUUGCUGGACGAACUUCCGACAGCAUCUGGAUGCGGAGGAGGCGCUGGCUCAGUUCGAGCCGGAUGAAAAGCCCCCAGACUACACGACCCAGGGGGAAGGACAGAGAAGUAUGCAGUCGGGGACAAAAGUUUGGAGGUCAAAGAUUUGGGCCCUCUUCGAUGAUCCCCAUUCAUCUUUGGCGGCCAUGAUCGUCGCCCUGAUUUCCUUGCUCUUCAUCCUGGUGUCCAUCUCUGGUUUCUGUCUGGAGACCGUGUAUCUGGAGCACGUCACCACCGUUGCGAAUGUCACUGUGGAAGACAUUAUCGAAGAGGAGGUAAUUUAUGAAAUAGUGCCUAUAACUGAGUUGGUGACGGUGGAGAUCAUCUGCGUCAUUUGGUUCACCUUUGAGUUCUUGGUUCGCAUCAUCUGCUGCCCGGACAAGCUGAAGUUCAUCUUGAACGUCCUGAACAUCAUUGACUUCGUGGCCAUCCUUCCCUUCUACCUGGGGGUGUGUUUGAAUGGGCUGACCUCUAAGACAGUGUUGUCCUUCCUGGGGUGUCUGCGUGUGGUGCGCGGCAUCCGCAUCCUCCGGAUCUUCAAGAUGAUGCGGCACGUGACGGGCAUCCGGGCACUGGGACACACACUGCGUGCCAGCGCCUACGAGUUCUGCCUCCUAGCUGUCACCCUCUCAGUGGCCAUCUUUGUAUUCUCCGCCCUGAUCUAUUACGUGGAGAGAGAACAUGAAGACACAGCUUUCGGAAACAUUUUUCUGGCUUUCUGGUGGGCGUUGAUUACCAUGACUACCGUGGGGUACGGAGAUUUGUGUCCCAUCACGUCGCUGGGCAAGGUGAUCGCCAGUCUAUGCGCCCUGAUGGGAGUCCUCACCAUUGUCAUGCCCGUACCCAUCCUUGUCAACAACUUUGUCAGGUAUUACGCUCUGGCCGAGGCCAAGCAGAGACGACCCACCAAGAGGAGGAGGUGUGAUGGGCCAGAAACUGAGGGCCACUGCAGAGUGAGCACAAGUAGGCCAUACCGUGAUGGGGAGUGAAGCACGCAACCCAAGCCGACUUAGAUGGUGGUGAAAAGAUCACACGCUCACCUGACUGCAGCUUUCCAACAACUCAACGACUCCCAGUUGAAGAUUAGAAACAAACCCCUCAAAUAAGGAGUUGGUUUUACCCAAUAGGACAUGCUGUUAUUGCUCAGAUGACUCAGGUUGCCAUCAUGAGUUAUUAUUACCCUCAUUAUAAAGAGAUUAUUAACAGUUAACAGAAUAUUAAUCACAGUAUCACUCAAUGUCAAUCUCUAUGUGAUCUUAACCCAAAUGUGUUUUGUUCUUAAAACUGUCAUAUGUGAUGUAAGUAAAGCUUUGGUGUCUGAGCUGUCCUGGAGUUAGCUACUAUCUGUAUGUGUUAGUACUAUUUUUACACUUUUACACUAUUGUAUAUGCUUUAACCUCUAUUAACUGCUAUAACAUCUUUUGUUCAUGAAUUUCAAAAUAAAAACAAAAUAACAUGUCAAAUGACACAAACCAAACUAUGAAUUGACUAUGACGAUUAUAUGCAGUAACUGCACUCACAAAGAACACUGAAGAAGAAUAAAAUUUACUGGAUGACACUGUACUUAAAGACUGGAGCCUAUGUCACCAGAUGUAGGCAGUGGCACUAGUAAGUCAGUAGGAGAUUUGGCCAUGCAUUUUACUAGCAUAAAUGGUACACUGGCAUCUCCGGCAUUGGCAUGACAAGUGUACAGUAUAGUUUUUCUCCACUAGAGGGUGCUAUAAGACAGAGUUACUAAUUUAACCUUAAAUCUACUGUGUGUGGAGGUCUGUGCUGUGCAGCAAUUUAUCACUUUUUAGGGUAUAUUUUAUAGGCAACUAGUUUUGUUAUUAUCUUCAAUUUCAAAUGGCAUAUGGGCACGGUAAAGACAGUUAAACACACCUGUCCUUCUCAUAGCCACACAGGCAAUUAUAUUACCAAAAGACCCUAGCUGGCUAGCAAACUUUUAUCAGUGCAAGUAAUCUGUGUUUUUUCAUGCACCUGAGGUGGUUAACUUGCUAGUUUUAGACCAAAACGUUUUACUGCCGCUUUAAAGGAAAGGCCACAAUCAUAUAGAUAUGUUUAAGGCUAUUUCAUGGAACCGCUAAAGGUGGGGUAUGUAUUUUCAUGUUGCAAAAAAAUACUUAAUUGCAGGAUCGCAGGCCUUUUUUAAAACAAUAAAACAACAUCUCACCUGUAAAAGCAGAGACCCUAAGAACCCAUCGUCAUACAGUUCUAAGCUGAGCUCAGGGGAUUUUAUAUGAUGACAUGGUUCUGCUUAUUAAUAGUCUAGUAUGGUUUUGUUGUUGCUGUUAGUUAUUUCAUUUAUUCUCAGCUAUUUACUGUAUAACAGUUUGUUUGUUGAGACAUGAAAAUGUGAUUGCAGGACUGUUUCUGUUGUAAUGCAUUCAGUUUAAAGGAAACAUAAAUACAAUAUCUGGCAAGUACA
Clupea harengus (Atlantic herring) is the source of this 3523-nucleotide messenger RNA. Its product is annotated as voltage-gated potassium channel KCNC4-like. Gene Ontology annotation, biological process: potassium ion transmembrane transport; action potential; protein homooligomerization. Gene Ontology annotation, molecular function: delayed rectifier potassium channel activity; protein binding. Gene Ontology annotation, cellular component: presynaptic membrane; voltage-gated potassium channel complex; neuronal cell body membrane. The record is from RefSeq and is a predicted model, not a curated record. NCBI's taxonomy places the organism in Eukaryota, Metazoa, Chordata, Actinopteri, Clupeiformes, Clupeidae.